Molecule: messenger RNA, 363 nt
Organism: Angiostrongylus costaricensis
Lineage: Eukaryota; Metazoa; Nematoda; Chromadorea; Rhabditida; Metastrongylidae
Source: the annotation of a GenBank genome assembly
AUGUUACUUGAUUCUGCUUCCGAAUGUGCUGAAGUUUCAUCAAAGGUAUGUCCACAUAUAGCAAUGGAUGUAAUGAUUGCACCAAUCCCAAUUGAUGAGCCAAGUCAACAAACUCGCGGACAAGGUUUAUUCGCAAUCUCAUCGAUUCAACUUUUUGUCUAUCUCAUUGCUCCAUUAGCUGGAGAUCAAGACAAACCACGACGACCAUCCGUGGUUCCACCGCCGAAACCUCCGCGAACCGAUCAAGCUGUUCUGGACGAGAAGCGACGGCGAGAGAGAGAAAAACAAAAGAAACAAGAGGAAAAACAGCACGUUCCUGCCGAAAACGUGGAAACUAUACAAGUUUCUUCAGCGUAUGUUUGA